ACCUAAAAUGACAUUCCUUUCCCUCACUCUUGUUCUCGAAUAGGACAGAGCUGAGAAAAAGAGCGCAACAAUGGCGGGUUUCUCCUUCGGAUCUUCUUCUUCAACUCAAUCUUCGUCUUCCUUUUCCUUCACAAACCCUUCUUCUUCUUCCUCUUCAUCUUCUCCAUUUUCAUUUGGCUCAUCCUCCACCCCCGCCUUCUCUUUCGGCUCCUCCUCUCUCUUCACCACCGCCACAAACCCUACCUCCGCUGCCGCAUCAGUUUUCGGUGCCGCUACCUCUGCCUCACCUUUGUUCUCCUCUUCCUCCUCUGCAACCACACCGUUCGGGGCUUCUUCCUCUUCUACAUUGACGACGUCGUUUGGGGCACCUUCCUCUUCCCCAUCCACUCUGUUUGGGGCUGCUUCCUCCGCUGCCACGACGCCGUUUGGAGCACCUUCCUCCGCUUCAACAACUCUGUUUGGCGCUGCCUCCCCAGCUCCAACCACUCCAUUUGGUGGAACAUCUUCAGCUUCAACGCCUCUGUUUGGUGGAACGACCUCUGCAUCAACGACACCGUUUGGUGUAACGCCCUCAGCUUCGACUCCGUCGUUUGGUGUAAAACCCUCAGCGUCGACUCCGGCGUUUGGGGGGACUGCCUCAGCGUCGACUCCGGCGUUUGGGGGAACUGCCUCAGCGUCAACUCCGGCGUUUGGUGGAACGCCCUCAUCUUUCAUUCCGGCAUUUGGUGCGACACCCUCAGCGUCGACUACUGCGUUUGGAGGAGCAUCAUCAGCUUCCACGACGCCGUUUGGAGGAGCGUCAUCCACAUCAGCCACCUUGUUUGGUUCAGCCUCCUCAGCUUCAACGACUCCAUUUGGUGUAGCGACCUCUGCUUCUACGACUGGAGCAGCGUCUUCAACAUCGACGACGCCGUUUGCUGCAGCAUCUUCAGUCUCAACGACGUCAUUUGGAGCGUCGACUGCUUCGGCGUCGCCUUUUGGAGCGUCCUCUGCAUCGCUGUUCGGAGCAACAACUUCUGCUGCGACGCCGCCGUUUGGUGGUACUACUUCCUCUGCCUCAACGGCAGCUUUUGCAGCAUCUUCUUCUGCCUCACCGCUGUUCGGAGGAUCAUCCUCAGCAGCAACGACGCCGUUUGGAGCGUUGGCAGUUUCUUCAGCUUCCUCAACCUCUGCAAGCAGCUCUCCUUUGUUCUCAGGUGUGUUUGCCACUGGACCCUCUUCGACCUCGACCUCAACGACGAUCCCAGCGUUUGCAAAGCCGUCUGCUUCAGCUACUACUACUACUACAACGGUGUCAUCUAGCUCUUCGGGACUCUCAUUCGCUUCUCAACCCUCUUUUGGGUUCCCCAAUGCUGCUUCAGCUACGGCUUCUUCUUCGGCGGCUUCUGGCGCAUCGGCUUCAAAACCAACGGGUUCUUUUUCGUUUACCACAUCUUCAGCGCCACUGUUCUCGACUGUGACGACCACCACUGCUUCUACUGUGGCUACUGGCAGCACGACCCUUUCAUCUUCUGUGCCUGCCUUUGGUGCUACUACUGCAUCUUCUGCCACAGCAAGUACUUUGGCGGUUCCUGCUGCUUCUACUGGUGCAGCACCUUCUGCCAGUACAGGAUCAACUUUUACAGGUUUUGGCGUAGGAAGCACGGCAUCUGAUGUUUCUCUUGGGACUGGGUUUCCCUUUGCGAAUAAGUCGACCACAGUUUCUACCGCUACUACUUCAGCAUUUGGGGUGAGCACUACAACCUCUACUCCAGCAAUUUUGGGUUCCAGCACCAGUGCAACUCAGACAUCAUCUGCUGUUGUUGUGGCUUCUACUACUGGAACUACUUCAACCGUCAGCACUUCAGUUACUGCUGCACCAAAAUUGCCAUCUGAAAUCACUGGGAAGACUGUUGAGGAGAUUAUCAAGGAGUGGAAUGCUGAGUUGCAAGAGCGAACUGGAAAAUUUAGAAAACAAGCAAAUGCAAUAGCUGAAUGGGAUCGCAGGAUUUUGAACAAUCGUGAUGUUCUAUUGAGGCUUGAGAUUGAAGUGGCAAAAGUAGUCGAGACACAAUCAAAUUUGGAGCGGCAAUUGGAGUUGAUAGAGACUCAUCAACAGGAGGUUGAUAAGGCUUUACAGAGUAUGGAGGAAGAAGCUGAACGUAUUUACAAGGAUGAACGUGGUUUGCUUCUUGAUGAUGAAGCUGCAUCAACAAGAGAUGCAAUGUAUGAGCAAUCUGAAUUAAUUGAAAGGGAACUUGAGCAGAUGACUGAACAAAUCAAAUCGGUUAUUCAAUCCCUUAAUUCAAACCAGGGUGGAGAACUUGAUACCCUUGAUGGAAUGACUCCAUUAGAUGCUGUAGUUCGAAUUUUAAACAAUCAACUAACUUCUCUGAUGUGGAUUGAUGAAAAGGCUGAAGAGUUUUCUUCUCGUAUUCAGAAGCUAGCUAACCAAGGUUCUGCUUCAAAUCGUGAACCGACAGGUCCAGGCAUCUGGAUGUCUUGAUAUUUCAAAUUGUACAAUUUUUGUAUGAUUUUUCUUCCCAAAAAUUCGGGAUGAACUGUUUCAGAAUGGUAAUUGCCAACUUGUCUAUUGGAUUUCCAAAUACUACUUCUAUACUUUGUUAGUAAAUAGUCUGUUAUGAAGUAUUGAGAAGCCUUAACGGUAAAGAAUGAUAUACUCAUUUUAAAGCAGCAACUUUAACUA
Vigna unguiculata (cowpea) is the source of this 2686-nucleotide messenger RNA. RefSeq lists its product as uncharacterized. Gene Ontology annotation, molecular function: phospholipid binding; structural constituent of nuclear pore. Gene Ontology annotation, biological process: RNA export from nucleus; protein import into nucleus. The record is from RefSeq and is a predicted model, not a curated record. NCBI's taxonomy places the organism in Eukaryota, Viridiplantae, Streptophyta, Magnoliopsida, Fabales, Fabaceae. Gene Ontology annotation, cellular component: nuclear pore central transport channel; nuclear pore.